This is a messenger RNA of Fonsecaea monophora, 300 nucleotides long. RefSeq lists its product as hypothetical. The transcript has 2 exons. Bases 1 to 300 code for a protein of 99 amino acids. NCBI's taxonomy places the organism in Eukaryota, Fungi, Ascomycota, Eurotiomycetes, Chaetothyriales, Herpotrichiellaceae. The record is from RefSeq and is a predicted model, not a curated record.
AUGUUCUCGGCUGAAUUCUCCGGGGCCAGAAACCCAAGCAUGGGCGCGGCCUCUAUCCUAUAUUCCUCUCGAGGUUUGCCGGUAGAUCAGGGCGAACCUGCGUCCGAGCAAUCUCACAAAGAGGAUUACGAGAGUAUACAACGUAAGCGGCGCGCAGAAAUGAUUCUCGCACAGUACGAUCUGCUGAUGAAGUACGCCGUGGAGAACAACCUGUCGAUACCCCAGACUCGACAGUAUUUUCGGAAGGUGGCGUUGGGAAUUCCCACGGAACCUAUCAUCAAGAAUUGGUUCCCUAGUUGA